Molecule: messenger RNA, 2558 nt
Organism: Orbicella faveolata
Lineage: Eukaryota; Metazoa; Cnidaria; Anthozoa; Scleractinia; Merulinidae
Source: RefSeq, a predicted model, not a curated record
UUCAUAAUAGUUAUUGUGAUCUUGGUAUUUUACUCAGGUAAGGGCUUUCUGUUUAGUGAUGAGUGAUGAAAUAGGUGUGCGUGACGUAUGUUUUGGGUACAGAUGAGCGCGUGACACGUGCCGUGAAGCAGAGACGUUGCGCGUGACGCAUAACUGGAGAAAACCUGUGUUUAGAAAGACAACAUGACGAAAUUUCAUUACUCCCCUCGGCUUACCACCCACACAUGACAGUAAAGAUCCAAAAAUAAGACCGCUUGGCAGACUCGAAAGACAUUUACAAAUUUCCCCUGAUUUCCUCCCACAUCUUGGACUUACAAACAAGCAAACACAGCACGUGAUUUACACCGCACGUGCAAUGCCCUCACGACUUUUGGCGAGCGCUUUUUUCUCGAUUAGUGGCUAAUUGAAAGGUUUCGCCGUUUACAGGCACACGCAACAGAAUUUUAGUUUAGAGAAGCAAAACGAUGGCGUUUGUAAAGUUAUUUAUAUGUGAAUUUAUUCAUCUUUUAGCAAACAUACCGUGGGGAUCGACAAUCUUGAAGCAAAAUUUGGAAGGAGAAAGACAUGUAAUGCAUGGUUUCACUUUCUCUAGAAAUUUUACGGUGGACAAACUUGAAAAUAAAAGCCGUCAGCUUGGCAAAGAAGAUGGAACUUGUUUAAAAGACGCCUUCAAAGACAUCUUGCUUGUUAUUGUCUUCAAUUAUCCAUUCUACGACAGUAUACCUCAUCUUGUUGCUCUGUAUCAACCUGCUUUCCCGCAUCUGUUAUUCUGCGGUCCACCCCACAAUACAACGCGCCCAGACAUUCUCACAGUCGACAUCAUCAAAGGUUUCCUAGGUUACGAGUGUCUUGGCAGGGCAAUACGGCAACAUCCGGGUCAUCAGGGAUAUUUGUACAUCAGCGAUGACGUCAUACUGAAAUACUGGAACUUCCCGGAUUUUGACCGGGAGAUGAUCUGGGAAUCUUAUUCGAUUAUUUCGUAUCCGGUUAACGAGCCUGCGGGCACUCAGUGGUACUGGCUGAACACUCCGUACGGUUUGAAAAGUUGUCAAAGGGCUUGUAAAGACGUAUCGAAUAUCCACGCUUCCGAAACAUUUAACUCAACAUUUCUAUUAAAUACUCUUUUGAAAAACAGCAAUGGGACAUUGCGAUGCUUUGGCGGUCGCUCGGACGUUCUGUACAUUCCUCGAAAGCACGCCAACCUGUUCGCAGUUAUUUCAGAAACGUUUCUCAAACAGAAAGUUUUUCUAGAAAUCGCCGUACCCACUAUCAAUCGUUUUCUGGAACGGAACGAAAACAUCGGCCUCCUGCCUGGAUCUUACAUCCCUGGGGGCAAAAACGACCCUGAAACUAGUGAUGGCAGGUUCUUGUGGUAUGUUUACUUAUCGAACGACGACCUCUGCUUUAUUCAUCCUUUUAAACUCCAUCGAGAUGAACUCGACACCAAGUUUAAUUUAGCUAUGUUCAAGUUUAUUCUCUUGGAGAAGGUCAAAGCGAUCACGAACUGCUAGUCUAAUAGUUUUGUCCUAACACAAACUCACAGUAUAACCAGCCAUAUAGAAAUCAAAAAAAGGAUUUUGUAAAUUAAACAAAUGAACUGCCUUUCAAUGUUGUUACUAAUUAGUGAAGUUUAAACAAACGAAAUCAUAAUCGUGACACUGCUUGGAUCUGAACUUUACCAACAAAAACUUUUAUGAUUUCGUCUCCAGAUUUCUCCUUAAUUUUAUUUUCUAUUUUGAGAAGAUAUAUCAAACACUCAAGACAGUUGUCAACACAUUUCCAAACAUAUCCAAACUCGUCAAAAAUACCGCACGGUUUGUCCUAUUUUCAACUCUCUUCUUGGUCUUUGGAAUUAUGGUAAAGCACGCUCUCGCGUGUGUGAUAUAUUACUUAUAGCUGGAUGAGGUAAUCAGCACAAAGAAUGAAGGAAAAAAAAAAAGAUUUUAAUGCAGACUCCAUAAACGGAAGCACCUUAGAAAGGGCCCUAAAAUGGGGUUGAGGGAAUAAAUCCCAUUUUCCAUGCCAGGCCAAGAAGUGCACAAGUGCCAUUUCACAGCCUAUUUUUUGCCCAGAUCCCAGUCACCUACUCAUAUAUUUCUUAGCGAUAAAUCCCAGUUUCAAUAACCUAAAUCCCAUUUUCCCAGGGAAAAAAUAGGCAAAUUCCAGUUCUCAUUUUAUCCCUUCAGGCUCGUCUUAGAUGAACCACCUAUAAACAACGACCAAGUUUUUCGUGCUCCAGUCUGCGCAACGAAGUGACCUUCAGCCAACCAUUGUUGUUAUUCAAAGAGAGCUUACUGCUAGAUUGACCAAAUCUCGUGAAGCACUCUAGCCGGUGAGAACGUGGCCAAAAUGAUCAAAUGAAAGGGAUUUUUUUUUUUGAUUCUAAAGAUGCAGAUUUUGGGAUCCAACUGGUAAAUCAAACGAAAUUGUUGCCUCAAGGUAUAAAUUACUACGACUCCCCGCGAGCGAGUCGCCAGUUUACACCAGCGCCAGUUUGUAUGGAGAUCAGGAGUUGACAUUAAAUUCGUUCAAUGUAUGGGUAAUUUACCGAAUAAAGA